ACCAUUUCUAGUAUUAAUCCAGCUAAUUAAGAAAACCAAAUUCCAACAAGUCGACUUUAUGCUUGCUGCUGAUAUCAUUAUAUCAGAUCAUAUAAUCAGUGUAGAUGGCCGGAGCUCAUCCAUUUAUUCCGGCCGAUCUGAAUCUGCCGGAAUAUGUACCAAUUAAGCUUUCUCAGCUAACAAUUCUCGGUGUUUAUGGCUCCGCUUCCCUCUUUGUCAUUCUUUUCGUCUGGAUCCUCGCCGGGCGGUUUCCUAAGAUAUCAAAAACCGACAAACUUCUAAUGUGCUGGUGGGUUUUUACUGGCCUUACACAUAUGGUCCUUGAGGGUUAUUUUGUUUUCACUCCAGAGUUUUACAAGCAGAAGGAUCCUACUUACCUUGCAGAAGUUUGGAAAGAAUACAGCAAAGGUGACUCCAGAUACGCUGGAAGAGAUUCGGCAAUAGUUGCUGUUGAAGGAAUUACAGCUGUUCUAGAGGGCCCAGCUUGUAUAUUAGCCGCGUACGCUAUAGCCACCAGAAAGUCGUACAGUCACUUGCUUCAGAUAGCCAUUGCUCUUGGGCAACUUUAUGGAACCCUUGUGUACUUUAUAACAUCUUAUCUAGAAGGGGAUAACUUUGCUGCAAGCACAUACUACUACUACUUUUAUUACAUCGUUAUGAAUUCGUUCUGGAUUUGGAUACCCUCCCUCAUUGUGAUCAGAUCCUGGAAGAAGAUAUGUGCAGCAGUACGCACACAAGACCAGAAGAAGACCAAAACUCGUUAAAAUUGUUACAUUGGCUCAAGAGACUUCCUUACUGUUGUAAUUUGUCUUUUCACCAUUCACAGUUUUUUACUUUUGCUUGGCAAGUGAACAUAAAAAGUGCUCACCUGACCAAGGAUAUUAGCUCAUUUCAUUAUUCAAACAUGAUUUCGUUAA
This is a messenger RNA of Erigeron canadensis, 917 nucleotides long. RefSeq names its product probable 3-beta-hydroxysteroid-Delta(8),Delta(7)-isomerase. Gene Ontology annotation, biological process: sterol biosynthetic process. The record is from RefSeq and is a predicted model, not a curated record. Gene Ontology annotation, molecular function: steroid Delta-isomerase activity; cholestenol delta-isomerase activity; C-8 sterol isomerase activity. NCBI's taxonomy places the organism in Eukaryota, Viridiplantae, Streptophyta, Magnoliopsida, Asterales, Asteraceae. Bases 105 to 764 code for a protein of 219 amino acids. The transcript is spliced from 4 exons. Gene Ontology annotation, cellular component: membrane; endoplasmic reticulum.